This is a messenger RNA of Racocetra persica, 184 nucleotides long. Lineage: Eukaryota; Fungi; Glomeromycota; Glomeromycetes; Diversisporales; Gigasporaceae. The record is from the annotation of a GenBank genome assembly.
AUGGUUCUACAACAAACAAGGGCUCGAGAUGAGCUUUGGAAAAUGAUUAAUGAACAACCUAUGCAUCUAUUAGACCCAACUGUUGCACAUACUCGAGGACGACCAGCUGGAUCAAGGAAUAAUACUAAAUUAUCUACUCAAAGAAUUCCUUCAGCAUUUAAGCUGGAAGAAUCGAAAACAACUA